UUAGGUUACAAAAAACAUCUACAAUAAUUUGAUACCGCGAUAAGAUAAAAACUGUUGCAAGUGCCGACACAACAGAGAAUUUUGAAUAAUUCAUUGAUUCAAUCGUUGUCAAUCUUGGAAUCUGAGAACAUGUCGAGCCCGGUGGUGAAGCUGCUUCAAGGGAGAGUUCAAGGUACUCUAAAAGAGGACAUAUACGGACGCAAGUUUUAUAACUUUCUGGGAAUCCCCUAUGCCAAGCCACCAGUUGGAGAUCUCAGAUUGAAGGAUCCUCUGCCGGCAGAUUCAUGGCUUGGGGUACUAGACUGCACUGCAGAAGCUAACGUUUCCCUCCAAAGGAACCUGGAUAACGGAAACAUCACUGGUUCUGAGGAUUGCCUUUAUUUAAAUGUUUUUUGCAAAGAUUUGCCAACCGAAUAAAGUGAAAGAUUGAAGCCUGUAAUGGUGUGGAUUCAUGGGGGUGCCUUCAAAUAUGAGUCAAGCUCCCCACUAGCGUACGGUCCAGAGAUCUUAAUCACUGAAGAUAUAGUACUGGUUUCAAUGAAUUACAGAUUGGGCUUGUUGGGUUUCCUGAGAUUGAAAGACUCAAAUUUUAAUGUUUAUGGAAACAUGGGCAUUAAGGAUCAAACCGAAGCGCUAAGAUGGGUAAAGAACAACAUAAGUUCUUUUAACGGAGAUCCCAAUAACGUGACAAUUUUCGGAGAGAGUGCAGGAGGUGCAUCAGUUCACUACCAUGUGCUCUCACCUCUGUCGAGGUAACUUACUUUUAGAGAUUUGUUCCACAAGGCAAUUAUUCAAAGCGGAACAGCGUUGAAUAACUUUAGCGAAUUCGAUCACAGUUCCGUUCAAAUUGCCAAAACCAUCGACCCUGAUGUGAGAGACGAAUUGGAUGCGUGGUGAUUCUUCAAACAUGCUACUGCUGAACAGCUCAUCUAAGCGGAAGAAAUUUAUAUAAAGAAAUAUCCGGCGGGUAAGUUAAUAGGACCAGUCAUCGAAAAACCUCAUAAAAAAGCGUUUAUAACACGGAGAGCGAUAGAUAUUAUUGCGACUGGAGAGUACAACAAGGUCCCUCUCAUAUUCGGCUACACAGACCAGGAAGGACUCUUGUUAAAGGAUCAUAUCUAUAGAUCGAUAACUGAAAGGGAAAAGACGUUGAGUAUGGAGGAUGUUAUUCCACAUAACGGCUACAAGCUUUCAGAUAAUAUUAAGAAUUUGGCGAAGAAACUUGAAAAUUUCUAUUUGAAACAAAACGAUCCCGAAGCUGGCAAAAUAUUGCUUGACACUGAUUGGAUAUUUCUAUCUGGGACCUGGGCGAGCGUCAAAAACCAUGUUCAAACAUCUCCAUAUCCCGUGUAUUUAUACAAAAUGACAGUCGUGACAAAGCUGAACUUUUUCAAAAUAUUAGCUCAAUUGGAACGGUAUCCAGGCGCUUCCCACGGAGACGAUAUUGGAUAUCUAUUCAAAACCUUCAUCACUCCAAAAAUUGAACCAGGUAGUCCAGAAGAAAUAGGUCUUCGCAGAUUCGUUAAACUCUGGACGAACUUCGCGAAACACGGAAAUCCCACUCCUGAUCACGACGAGCUUGGUAUCACGUGGAAACCUGUAAUGACCCGUCAGAUCAACGUACUAAAUAUCGGAGACGAUCUGAAGUUACAAAUUAAUCCGGAAGCGAAGCGUUUAGAAUUGUGGAGGGAAGUUUACCACCAACAUUCUUCUACGGUUAAAUAUUUCCUCGAGUCUGUAAUUCCCAAAACUGUACGCCCCAUAUUUAUGUCUGAGCCAGUGGUCGAAACAAAGCAAGGCUUUAUUCAGGGCUGCACCAAGCAUGAUUUGCUCGGCGAAAAAUUGUAUGCCUUUUUGGGUAUUCCUUUCGCCUUGCCGCCAGUGGGUAGCCUCCGAUUCAAAGAUCCGGUGCCGAUCACUAAGUGGAAAGGAAUAAGAGAUGGUAGUGUGGAAGGAGCCCCGUGCUGUCAAUUUGAUGAAUCAACCCAACGGAUCGUUGGUUCGGAAGAUUGUUUAUAUUUGAACGUUUUCACUAAGGAGCUACCGGAAAACCAAAAGGCUACAUUAAAACCAGUUAUGGUGUGGAUACAUGGAGGCGCGUUUCGACAUGGGUCCAACACCUUGGCGCAUUUUGGUCCAGAGUUCCUUAUGACCGAAGAUAUCGUGUUAGUUACUAUUAACUACAGGCUUGGAUUAUUGGGAUUCUUGCGAUUAAAUGACACAAAGUUAAACGUAAACGGAAAUAUGGGAUUAAAAGACCAAGCCCAAGCUUUACGGUGGGUUAAAGACAACAUUGCUUAUUUCAGUGGAGAUCCUGGCAACGUCACAAUUUUUGGUGAAAGCGCAGGUGCUGUUUCCGUGCAUUAUCACGUGCUAUCUCCACUGUCACGCGAUCUGUUUCAUAAAGCGAUUAUGCAAAGUGGUACCGCGUUAAACUCUUGGGGUGAAACCGACCAUAAUGCCGUAGAACUAGCUAAACUUCUGGAUCCUUCGGUAAAAGAUGAAAAUAGUGCGCUUGCACGUUUAAACGAAGCUACGCCUCAGAAGCUCUACGAAAUCUUGACUCUGUACUCCAAGGAUGAUCUUGCAAUAUCCUUAAAUAUAAAAAUUGGUCCGGUCAUUGAACACCCAUCGCCGAACGCAUUCAUAACCAGAAGACCAAUAGACAUCAUAAAAUCCGGCGAACACAACCAAGUGCCAAUGAUGUUCGGCUACACGAAUAGAGAAGGACUAUUGUUUAAGACCGCAAAAUACGAAACGGGAAAGACAUUUCAGAUCGAAAAUCUAAUCCCUAAAGAGACUGAUCAUCGGAGCGCAAAGGAAAUUAAACAAGCGCUGACUGAUUUAAAAGAUUUUUAUUUGAAUGGUUCAGAUACUGAAGACGGACUGAUAAAACUGGUAACGGAUUGGCAAUUUGUAACUGACAUUAUAGCUAGUAUAAAGAACCAUAUUAAUUCUUUGAAAGAGAAAAUUUUCGUAUAUAAAAUGACGGUGGAUACGAGAUUAAAUUAUUACAAGAAAAAAUCAAAUUUGGACCGUUUUUAUGGUGCUUGUCACGCAGAUGACUUAGGUUACCUGUUCAAAAGCGUUUUCACUCCUCCCAUAGAUGAACUAACCAAUUUAGAGAGUGUCAGUAUUAAGAGGUUUGUCAAAAUGUGGACCAAUUUUGCAAAAUACGGCAGCCCAACGGAUGAGGAACUGGGAAUUGAAUGGGUCGCAGUAACGCCAGAAAGAUUAAGCGUGAUCACGAUAGGUGAAGAACUGAAAAUAGACAUAGAUCCCGAAUCCAAGCAGUUAGAGUUGUGGGCGCGUAUUUAUAACUUUGAUCCACGUACUGAAAACUAUCUGUGCUUGUAAUUUAUAUUUUUUUGAGUUCUGCGCCCAAACGGCUGUUUUUGAUAGCGAUGUAGAAAUACUGGAAUAUAUAUAUUUUUAUUUUUAUCCUGCGUCAAUAAUUCCAAAUUAUUAUAUACCCCAAAUGCACAUGGAAAUAUGUUAGCAAAGGUUAUAUUUAGAUGUAAUAGAAAUAAAUAUUGU
Messenger RNA from Cylas formicarius (sweet potato weevil), 3537 nucleotides. RefSeq lists its product as uncharacterized. The record is from RefSeq and is a predicted model, not a curated record. The transcript is spliced from 17 exons. NCBI's taxonomy places the organism in Eukaryota, Metazoa, Arthropoda, Insecta, Coleoptera, Brentidae.